Umbelopsis ramanniana AG is the source of this 4763-nucleotide messenger RNA. RefSeq lists its product as uncharacterized. Gene Ontology annotation, cellular component: nucleus. The record is from RefSeq and is a predicted model, not a curated record. Lineage: Eukaryota; Fungi; Mucoromycota; Umbelopsidomycetes; Umbelopsidales; Umbelopsidaceae. The coding region runs from base 5 to 4639 and encodes 1544 amino acids. Gene Ontology annotation, molecular function: protein binding; ATP-dependent chromatin remodeler activity; ATP hydrolysis activity. The transcript is spliced from 20 exons.
CUUGAUGGCAACGUCAAGUCCUUGGAAAUGGGAGAAGCAAGACGUUAAGGAAUGGGUCGACCGUCUAUUUGGCGAACAACUAGCAAUUGCUUUCGAAGACAACGAUGUCACAGGUCAUUUGCUCCUUACAGAAGUUAAUGAAGAAGUCCUUCGAGAAAACAUUAUAGUAGAAUCGUGGGGUUUAAGAAAACGCAUUUUAAACGCUAUCAAUGACCUUCUACAGAGAUACCCAGCAGAUAAUACUUCAAUAUCACCACCCAAGCCUCUUCCAAGAUCAAGUGUAGCCAUUGCUCGAAACAAACCAUUAACCAUCGAUGAAAUAUGGAGAACCCUUGAUCAACAUAUUAACAACGUCGUGAUCCCAAAAUGGGAAAAUGAGAAGAAGCCAUUACUUGAACGGUCAGCAUACGCAUUCUGGUUCAAACGAAGGAGUUGCCAUGGAUUUAUUCAGGAUUGCGAAUUUGCUCUAGACCAUAUACUCAACCAUAGAAUCCCUCGUAUAUGUGAGGCGUUAGCGCAAUCAGGAGCUACGCAAAUUGGCGAUUUACUACGAGUCUCUGCCAGCUUGGAAGUUGCAUGCUGCGACGCGCGAAAGUUGAUGUGGCAGAUCAAAGUUUUACAGGGACCAAAACCACCAGCACCAGCAGAUUCAUCGUUAAUACCUCUAAACAAAAAAGAAAAAUUGGCCCAUAAAGCUGAUAAGAGUAGUAGUGACGACGAGAGUCUCAGUAGCGAUCACACCUGGAGUUCCAUGAUUUCUGAUGACGAGACGUAUUUGGACCAGUCCGAUAGUGACUGGAACGACUUCAUUGUGGAAGAUGAUGCGAUAAGCGACGAAGGCGUGGCCGUUGAAUAUCACAGUGGCGAAGAUAACCAUUUCUAUCCAUCAUCUCAAGGAACAGAGGAAGAGAGCGACGGAAGCCAAUCGUCGUCAUCGUUAGUCAGGCAGCAGAAACGACCAAGGGACAGUUCAGAUUCUGAUGAAUCCGACUCCUUUACCAAACGGGGAAUAUCCAAACGUAUAUCCAAACCGUCUCCCGUGUCUGAAAAGCACACUUUGUAUGCACGUUCGAACCGUCAUCGUUCAAGAAAAAUCAAGCGCGUUCAUGAUGAGGAAGUGUCGGCUGUUUCAACGCAGGAUUCUGAAACGGAUACGGCGGCAAUGUCCCAAAAACGUCGUCAACUGAAAAGCGCAGAGCAAUCUGAUCAUGGCAGUUCCGGAAAGGAUCAAGAAGUUGUUUCCACUGAACAUGAAUCAGAUACUUCAUUAAGCACGCUGAGCGACAGCUCAAUAUCAGUAUAUGAAAACGAGAAGACAGGUUCUAAUGGGUUAAGAAAACACCAAAAACAAAGAGCAGUUUCAGACACCAGCGAGGUCGACGACGAUCCAUCCAUUAGAUAUCUCCUGAGUACCUAUAUAUCAGAACAAAACCUUCCGCAUGUUACAAAUACCUUUUCAAUAAUGUCAAACGCGUCUAUCCUCGAUUUAUUCCUGAGCUUCAGCGCUACGAACUUUGACGAUCUGAGUAACGAUGAGCAAGAGCUACUGGAAGAGUUGAAGCCAAUUUUUUCCCAGCUAUCCGGCGACAAAGAUCUAACUGAAAUGGUCAAAGAUGACGAACAGCGAUUAAGCCUUAUCAACGGCCUUCAAGUGGUCCGAGAUAUGCUAAGUGAGAAAGUAAAGAAAAAGAAAUCAACCCGCGUACGCAAAAGAGCAAGUAGGCUGCGCAAGAACAGACGGAUUUUGCUAAGCAACAACGAAAGUGAUACCAGUGAUGGAGAAGUAUCUUCACUUGAAGUAAAGUCAUCGACAACUGAUACACUACUCGCUAGCAAAAAGGGUUUUCGAAAAAUCCGAGACGAGUCAACAACCGUUUCGAGUAUGCGAAAGCAUCAUCAGCAAAUGUGGAAGGAGAUUGAAGCACGUGCUGAGAGUGAAUUGACCAAAAAGCAAGAAUCAGACACUGAUAUCACUAUGAACGUGGGCGACGUCGAAACAGCUAAACGAGUGACCAUAUCUCCACAUUUAGCACGUCACUUGAAAAAGCAUCAGAUAGAGGGAAUCCGCUUCUUAUGGCGUCAAACAAUGAUGUUGCAAACAGGGGGUGUCUUAGGGCAUGCUAUGGGAUUAGGAAAAACUCUUCAGGUCAUCACAUACCUGCAUACGAUAUUUCGUGAAAUUGCUAACGGCAAUCCAGAUCUGCCUGAAAAAGUCAAACCAGGACGUAUUCUUAUAUUAGCACCAGUCACCACUUUGAAGAAUUGGGAAAAUGAAUUCAAGACAUGGAUUCCUAGGUCUGAACAAUCCUUAAUACGACAGGUCAUCAAUUAUUCAUCGUACAAGGCUACAGGUGGAUAUUCUCGCGAAACAGUCUUGAGAACUUGGUUCAAACGAGGAGGAGUGUUACUGAUGGGAUACGAGGUGUUCCGACAAACAGUUAAAAACAUGGAUAGCUCACCCCAUCCCAUUCGGAAAUGGCUGGUAGAUCCUGGUCCCUCCGUCGUGAUCAUCGACGAAGGUCAUAGAAUCAAGAGCAACAAGUCGCAACUGUCUAGCGUAGUAAAGAUGUUCGAUACUAAAUUCAGAAUUUGCAUGACUGGCUAUCCGCUUCAAAAUAACUUGGAGGAAUACUAUUGCAUGAUCGACUUCGUUUAUCCUGGAUAUCUGGGAACCUUAUCUGAAUUCCGCAAUGCCUACAAGAAUCCCAUUGAAUACUUCUAUGAAGACAUCUCGCCUGCUGAAAGAUUCAUAUCCAGACGCCAAUUAUACAAAUUACAGCGUACUCUUGCAGAUCUCAUUCAUCGACGAGAUACCGCUAUAUUGCAAUCUGAAUUGAAGCCAAAGAAAGAAUUCGAUGUCUUUUGUAAACUGUCAACGGAGCAGUAUGAUGCUUACAAGCGAUGCCUUGAUGAUGCUGGAGUCGGCAGAAGUUUAGCCCCAAUUCAGGCGCUACAAGUAUUGCGUAACAUAUGCAAUCAUCCAGCUGCUUUCCUUGAGCAACUUCAGAAUGGGCAGAGCCGAGCCUCUGAUGACUUUAGCCAAGGCAGGAAGAAAUUAGACUCUAAUACAAUGGCCGAGACUUCAAACGUUUUGUCGCCUACACCCUCCUCUCCAGACACUCCAAAUGUUAGCCCGAUCUCAUCUGGUAUGAACGUUGUACCUGGCUUUGAUAAAAUGAUUGACGAUGAGGAGGUUACCAUUUCAAAAGAAGUAGCAAGCGCUUUCCAGACAACAAGAGAAUACCUGCAAAAUAUUUCUGAUUUGGAGAGCAUUGAACUCUCGUGCAAAUGCACUGUCAUGAUGAAACUUGUCAAAGAGAGCAUAAAGGUUGAAGACAAGUUAAUCAUAUUUUCUCACAGUAUCCCGACUCUCAAUUAUAUUAGCAGGCUUAUGAAAAGAGAAAAUAUCGAUAAUCUCAGAAUCGAUGGUUCAACGCCAGUUAUUCUACGACAAGAGAUUAUUGACAAAUUCAACAAAGGCAAACGAUGGCACGUUAUUUUGGUAUCAUCUAAAGCGGCUUCAAUUGGUAUCAAUCUCGUAUCGGCUAAUCGUGUUAUUUUAUAUGAUCUGGACUGGAAUCCAUGUCAUAACGAACAAGCUGUUGCGAGAGCGUAUCGCUUCGGACAGAAAAAAGAUGUGUUUGUAUAUCGACUGCAAACUUAUGACACUAUCGAACAAUCCAUCUUCCGCAUUAAUGAACACAAAACUGGUAUAUCAAGUCGAGUGGUAGACGAUAAGACGCUCAAGCCCCAAAAACUGGUUGUGAUGAAGGCAUUUUACAAACUACCAGCUCCGUCACCAAUCGAACCUUUGAUGGCAUCUGCUUAUACCGUUAUUGAGGAUCCAGUGUUAAAGGUGGUUGCUGAAGCAUGUAAGCAUAAGUUGGCUGACAUACAGCUUCACACAUCCUAUACGACGGAAUAUGCGCAUGAAGAGUUAAACGAGAAGCAGAAGGAAGAAAUCGAACAACAGUUAACUCUAGAGAAUAGGAUACGCAACGGUGAAGUAAUGGAAGUAGCGACCGCGACCCAGGAAAUAAUCACGAUAGCAGACUCACCCCCUGAAACUGAUGCUACUCAAACACCACUUCUACCGCAUCCCCAGCUUCCGACUACCUAUCGUCCGCGUGCCUCACAUCAUCCCAGCGCAACUCCUGGCGUUCCCUUUUCAGCAAUGGGAUCGAUUCCACAGCCUUCCACCAAGUUUUCUGGCAGUGCAUUUGCAUCACCGGCCCUUCUUUUCCGUGCUAAUUUACAAUAUCAGCAACCAAUUUUGACACCAAGCGGUACAGCAUCUACCGAAUGGAAGCGACCACAAACUGUUAGUCGAUCAAUGAACUCGACUGAGCAGCCAUAUCGGGAGAGCAAUCACGAUUACUCACAAAGCACAAGUGAUUUGCCUCAUAAUAGGCAACACACUGCCAAUCUACCUUCCAAUAUACCCAAUACAUUCCGAGGGCCCAACAACAUUGCAUACCCAAAUAGUACAGCGUACUAUCGUGAGGACACUCUGAUAGAUACCGCUGAACUUUUCAGACAACAGGUAGAGAAGUUUAAACUACAAUUGAAAGAUUAUGGAAACAAGUUUCCAGGCGGAACAAGUUCGGGCAAUCUUCCAAACAAUUCAUCAUUGCAAUAAGUGUUUACACAUUAUCAGGGAAACAGUGCCUCUCUGUUGUCUCUGUAAUAAACGUAUGAGUACCUGUUUAGAAAAGCCGAGCAUGCUAAAUAAAAUUUCCUGCAGCUUUUUUUAUUUUUUUUAA